CGACCUCCCUCCCAGGAAUUUUAUAGCAGUAGCAGACCAGGCACCAUUCACUCACACAAUCGUCAAGGAUUCGGAUACCUUUCAGAGUCUACAGGCACCAACUCCACCAUGCCGGCCUACCUCCCCCACCCCUUCGAUCCGCUCACGAGCGUCGAGAUUGAGCUGGCCAUUGCCAUCGUCAAGCGAGCUCAUGGCGAAGUCAACUUCCACGUCGUCUCGCUGCAGGAGCCCCGUAAGGCUCAGAUGACGGCCUGGCUCGCCGACUCCCAGAACACUCCCCGGCCUGACCGUGUCGCCGAGGUGGUAGUUAUCGCCGCCGGUGGCAAGGUCUACGAGGGCUUGGUCGACCUCGACGGACCCAAGAUCACCAAGUGGGUCCAGGUUCACGGAGCCCAGCCCAUUAUCACCAUUGAGGAGCUCUCGGCUGUUGAACAUGCCUGCCGUGUCGACCCCAAGGUCAUCGAGCAGUGCGGUAUUAGCGGCAUCCCCGCGGAUGAGAUGCACAAGGUCUACUGCGACCCCUGGACGAUCGGCUACGACGAGCGAUUCGGAAGCAGCGUGCGUCUUCAGCAGGCUCUGAUGUACUACCGCCCCGAUGUCGACAACUGCCAGUACCAGUACCCUCUGGACUUCUGCCCCAUCUGGAACGCCACUGAGAAGAAGAUUAUCGCCAUCGACAUCCCCAAGAUCCGCCGACCUCUGAGGUUGAACCCCCCCCUGGAGUACCACCACCUCGCCAUUGAGAAGCAGGGCGGCUACCGAACCGACCUGAAGCCCAUCAACAUCACCCAGCCCGAGGGCGUCUCCUUCAAGAUGUCCGGCACCGGCCGCGAGAUUGAGUGGCAGAACUGGAAGUUCCACAUCGGCUUCAACUACAGGGAAGGCCUGGUGUUCAACAACAUCACCUUCAACGACAAGGGCAAUGUCCGCCCCAUCUUCUACCGCAUGUCUCUUGCCGAGAUGGUUGUCCCCUACGGCAACCCCGAGCACCCUCACCAGCGCAAGCACGCCUUCGAUCUCGGAGAGUACGGCGCUGGUUACCUGACCAACAGUCUCGCUCUUGGCUGUGACUGCAAGGGAUCCAUCCACUACCUCGAUGCAUUCAUGCCCACCCAGGCCGGUGGCGUCAGGAAGGUCAAGAACGCCAUCUGCAUCCACGAGGAGGACGAUGGCAUCCUUUUCAAGCACACCGACUUCAGAGACGACUCGACCAUUGUGACCCGGGCACGAAAGCUGAUUGUGCAGCAAAUCUUCACUGCUGCCAACUACGAGUACGCCGUGCAGUGGGUUUUCCAUCAAGACGGAACCAUCCAGCCCGACAUCAAGCUGACCGGUAUCCUCAACACCUAUGUCAUGCACGAGGGCGAGGAUACCCACGGCUGGGGUACUGAGGUAUCCAAGGGUGUCAACGCCCACAACCACCAGCAUCUUUUCUGCCUCCGCAUCAACCCCAACAUCGACGGCCAGAACAACUCAGUCCACAUGGUUGACGCCAUGGCAUCAGAUGCUCCCGUCGGCAGCCCCGAGAACUUCUACGGAAACGCCUUCUACGCGAAGCGCACCAAGCUCGAAACCACCGCACAGUCCAUGACCGACUACAACGGCGCGACCUCAAGGACGUGGGACAUGGUCAACGAGAAUGUCAUCAACUCCCAGAGCGGCAAGCCCGUGUCAUACAAGAUUGUGAGCCGAGAGGUGCCUGGGUUGCUACCCAAGGAGGGAUCACUCGUGUGGAAGCGAGCUGGCUUUGCCCGCCACGCCGUGCAUGUUACCAAGUAUGCCGAUGAUCAGCUCUGGCCCGCUGGUGACCACGUCCCCCAGACCUCCGGUCAGCCCUCACACGGUCUGACCGAGUGGAUUGGCGACGGUGCCGAGUCCAUCUCCAACACUGACGUCGUUCUCUGGCACACGUUCGGAAUCACCCAUUUCCCUGCCCCCGAGGACUUCCCCGUCAUGCCCGCCGAGCCCAUCACGCUGCUGUUGCGGCCGCGUCACUUCUUCACCUGCAACCCCGUUAUGGACGUGCCAGCGUCGUACUCCAUUACGCCUAGCCAGGUUGCGGCCAAGGGCCAGGGCGCGCGGGACGCGACGGACAAGGUCAGCGAGUUGGCGCUGGGCGGAUGCUGCAAGACUAAGCUGUGAACGAUUAAGCACUGAGCGUGGAUAUCCAUAAUGAUAGAAUGAUAGAAAUGUACCACUUUACAAUACGUAAACCAGG
Ilyonectria robusta is the source of this 2218-nucleotide messenger RNA. Its product is annotated as copper amine oxidase. Gene Ontology annotation, biological process: amine metabolic process. NCBI's taxonomy places the organism in Eukaryota, Fungi, Ascomycota, Sordariomycetes, Hypocreales, Nectriaceae. The record is from RefSeq and is a predicted model, not a curated record. The transcript is spliced from 5 exons. Gene Ontology annotation, molecular function: quinone binding; primary methylamine oxidase activity; copper ion binding. Bases 109 to 2142 code for a protein of 677 amino acids.